Eufriesea mexicana is the source of this 729-nucleotide messenger RNA. Its product is annotated as odorant receptor 13a-like. The coding region runs from base 1 to 729 and encodes 242 amino acids. Gene Ontology annotation, cellular component: plasma membrane. Gene Ontology annotation, molecular function: olfactory receptor activity; odorant binding. Gene Ontology annotation, biological process: sensory perception of smell; detection of chemical stimulus involved in sensory perception of smell. Lineage: Eukaryota; Metazoa; Arthropoda; Insecta; Hymenoptera; Apidae. The record is from RefSeq and is a predicted model, not a curated record. The transcript is spliced from 3 exons.
AUGUAUUCACAAACAUCAGUUUUGUUUAAAUACAUAUCUAAUAUCGUAUUCCGCAGCCUUCUUCGUAAAAUUUUAACAACUAUGGAAGAGGAGUGUAAAAAAUAUGCUAAUAUAGAUACAGACAAUUUAAUUUCAAAAACAGCGCAUUUGUCGUAUCGUUUGACGACUGCGAUAAUGUGUACGUAUCUAUCAUCUACGAUUUUUUAUACAGUUGGUGUCUUCACGCCACAAGGAAUUAACGUAACAUCUCGAGCACUUGUGAUAAAAAUGGAUUUACCUUUCGAUAUCAGUGCAGCGCACAUUUACGGCCUCGUUAUAAUCGUCCAAUAUUUUUUUCAAGUAUCAGCAGCCUUGAUGCUCGGCGUAUUCACUGCUUUUCUUUUAAUGGUAGUACUUCAUGUAGGUUGCCAAAUCGAUAUUAUGUGUCAGACAUUGACAAACGCUCGUUAUGUAAAAGAAGAGCAACUGAAAUUCUUCAUUGGCAGACAUCAAGAUAUUAUCAUAUUUUCCGACAAAAUUGAACAGUUCUUUACUUAUAUAGCACUUUUUCAACUUUUGUCAAGUACUAUUAUUGCCUGCUGCUUGGGCUACCUUAUUAUAAUUACAUUAAAAGAUACUAAUGAGCCAAGCAUGUUCAUAAAAUGUAUUGUGUUCUAUAUUUCUAUUUGCUUGGAGGUACUUGUAUAUUCCUUUGCUGGAGAAUAUCUCAGUGAUAAGGUUAGCAAAUAA